GUUCAUCAACUUGUCCGUUUCGUGGAGUCUCCAUUAGCCUCUUUCAUACCAGAUCUCUGCAUCUUCCAGGUGGUGUAAUCUGUCUUAUAUAACACAAUAACAUAACAUAACAGCGUAUUUUCUAUGUCUUGCUCAUCAACCGUUUCAUUCUUUUGCAAGUUUUGCAACGAACGGCACAGAGAAAAGAAUAUUUCCAUUUUUGCUGAAUCCCGUGACAUCCCUCCCGUCGACAUCAGGGCGGCUGUUGCCAAGCAGUCAGAGACGCGAGGGAAGAAGAAGCGAGCCCAGAGAACUACGUCUAAUGUGUUCGCCAUGUUUGAUCAGGCCCAGAUACAGGAUUUCAAAGAGGUGUUCGCUAUGAUCGAUCAGAACCAAGAUGGGUUUAUUGACCGAGAUGACCUUCAGGAGACGCUCCGCUCCCUGGGGAAGGAUCCCGGGGCCCAGGAGCUGGAUCAGAUGGUCAAUGAGGCCCCCGGACCCCUCAAUUUCACCAUGUUCAUUACAUUGUUCGAGGAGAAACUGACUGGUACUGAUCCCGAGGACGUCAUCAGGAAUGCAUUCUCAUGCUUUGAUGACUUCAACGUAGGAGCGAUAGAUGAGGAAUUUCUAAAGGACAAGAUGAUGACAAUGGGUGAUAGAUGGUCUGAGGAUAUGAUCGACGAGCUCUUCCACGUGGCACCGAUCAAAGAUGGUCGCUUCGACUACAUGGAGUUUACCCGUAUGAUAAAACACGGGAAUAAAGAUAAAGAGGAGGAGGCACAAAAGUGAGGGGCUGUCCUAGUGAUGCAUGAUUGACAGGUGUAGAAGUAAAGUUCGUUCGUUUCUUGUGUGGAGAUUGGACUGUAGCUGUUGAGUCGUUAAUGGGGAAAGUAGGCGGUAAAUAACAACUUUCCACAGUGAAAUUAGAUUGCUGUCGACAGAGUUCGAUGCUUAAGUAGGCUGCAAGCUGACAGUUGUCGCUGUGAAACGGAACUGCAACCGGCAGUUUUUAGUUUGUUGUGUAAUAAUUUUACUUACGAGAUUCGCGAUGCAUUGUGAGGGUUUUGCAGAGAUUAAGCUAUAUACAUUUUAUUUCGAUCUUACCGCGAGAAAAUUUGGCACUUGAAACGUGCUUAAACUUUAUUAGCUAAAAUGGUAAAACCGGACUUAGUUGUGCAAUAUAUCUCACUGAUGGGUAUAACGUUUCAAAGAUUCCUUUAAAAGGCCAAAAUUUCAGACGAAAGUCUGCCCACAGGUAUUAGGAAACACAUAUCAAAAUGAGGAGACGUUGGAAAAUUCUUUACCACGCCUGGAAGAGAUGCAGUGUUAUAAAGCAACGCUCUACGAUCUCACAUAAAUCUCCUUCUAUUAUGUCCGGAUUGACCCACGUCAUUGAGAGUUAUCUGCCCCUGUUUAGCGUGUCUGCAUGUAGUUUGAAAAGCAACUGUUUGCUAUAUUUACACUUUCACAGGGACCAAGUGACAAAUGUAUGUACUCGUGUUACUAAUAAUUGUUGCACUAUAUUGUUGAAAUAAAUAUGUAUUUG
Molecule: messenger RNA, 1525 nt
Organism: Liolophura sinensis
Lineage: Eukaryota; Metazoa; Mollusca; Polyplacophora; Chitonida; Chitonidae
Product: myosin regulatory light chain-like
Exons: 4
Coding region: 124-768 (214 amino acids)
Molecular function (GO): calcium ion binding
Source: RefSeq, a predicted model, not a curated record